Molecule: messenger RNA, 524 nt
Organism: Asparagus officinalis (garden asparagus)
Lineage: Eukaryota; Viridiplantae; Streptophyta; Magnoliopsida; Asparagales; Asparagaceae
Product: putative glutaredoxin-C14
Exons: 1
Coding region: 24-335 (103 amino acids)
Source: RefSeq, a predicted model, not a curated record
UUAGUUAAAUAACUUCAUAAGCUAUGGAGAGAGUGAUGAGCUUGGCCUCAAAGCAUGCAGUAGUGAUCUUCAGCAAAAGCUCAUGUUGCAUGUGUCACGCUAUUAAAAGUCUAUUUCAUGAUCUUGGUGUUAACAUUGUAAUUUAUGAGCUUGAUCAAGAGCCAAAAGGGAGAGAUAUAGAGAGAGCACUGGUUCAGUUUGUGGGCCCCAACACGGCCAUCCCUUCAGUGUUCAUAGGAGGGACGUUGAUCGGGUCAACUGAUAGGAUCAUGUCGCUUCAUCUUGAUGGAGAUCUCAUCCCUUUCCUCCGCAAUGCAGGGGCUAUCUGGCUCUAAUUAACGGUCUAUGAUGAUAGAAAUUAAAUAAAUGUUUCUUCAAAUCCUAUAGCAAUCAUGUUUUCGCAAUAUUACAUGUAAUGGAAGUAAUACAUCUGUAACGGUAAGUAAUCCAUAGCAUGAGAUAAUAUGUACUUUGUUUUUUCCGAUUUUUUAUGAAAAUAAUUAUGAGAAACAAAAUUUUAUGAA